AUGAAACCCCUCCUCGCCGGCCUCAUCUCCGUCGUCGUCGCCGCCGCCUCCUUCAGCCCUCUCGUCCAGCAGCCCAUCAUGCCCGGCGACGCGCACCGCCUCCCCGCCCAGCCAGACGACGAGUCCCACGGCGAAGAAAACCCCCCGCCGCCCUCGAUCAAGUUCAAAUCCGCCAGCACACCUCCCCCCAAACACCAAGACGGCAACGAAAACAGAUACGAACCCAGGGUCCAGUCCCAAAUCUCACUGAGCGACACCAUCGGUCCCCUGCGCUCCAUAUCGUCCUUCUCGUCGUUCACGCGUCUCUGCGAAUCCACGUCCUCCCUCCUAGCCGACCUGUCCGCCAACACCACCGUCCUCGCACCCCUCAACUCGGCAAUCGACAGUCUCCCCCGCAAGCCGUGGGAGUCGCCCGCCGACUACCACGCCCUCGGGUCGCAAGCAUACGACGGCAGCGGGGGUCAAGACCGCGCCAACAGGAAUCUCCUGCGGUUCGUGGAGGCGCACCUCGUCACCAAGAGUCCCUGGAAGCAGGGGGAAAGGGCAAGAACCCUAGCCGGGAGGGAGGUUUGGUGGGAGGAGAAGAAAGACGGCGAGAGGGUCGUGAUGCCCGACCGCGUCGCCGUGGAGCGGGUAGCCAGUAGGGUUUCAAAUGGCGAGCUGGUAAGAUGCCCUGUGUCGCCUCAGCGAUGCCACCCCGUCGAACUUGACGCUAAUGACUCCCAGUGGAUUAUCAGGGGCGUUGUGAACUACGCGUAG
Molecule: messenger RNA, 759 nt
Organism: Metarhizium acridum CQMa 102
Lineage: Eukaryota; Fungi; Ascomycota; Sordariomycetes; Hypocreales; Clavicipitaceae
Source: RefSeq, a predicted model, not a curated record